Molecule: messenger RNA, 2004 nt
Organism: Blumeria graminis f. sp. triticale
Lineage: Eukaryota; Fungi; Ascomycota; Leotiomycetes; Helotiales; Erysiphaceae
Source: the annotation of a GenBank genome assembly
AUGCAAACCUUCUCAGUAACUUCUCCGGGAAUCUAUGAGGAUCCACCAUUUAGCAUAGAAGUGGCUAACUCUGAUCCAAAACACGAUAAAAUUGUUACCUCAAAGCCGCGCCGUCACCCCGAACACGCAAACGCACUUGCCAGCACACCCAACCCUCAUAUACACACGCUGUACGAUAUAGUCGCAUAUGCUGGAUCCAAAUUUGCCGAACUCCCUGGCCUCGGAACGAGAGAUCUCAUAAAGUUACACCGAGAGGUCACUGAUGUUAAGACGGUAGUAAAUGGAGAAGAAAAGAUUGACAAGAAGGAAUGGGUCUAUUUCGAAAUGGGUCCAUUUAAAUAUCUCACUUUUCGUCAGUACUUCGAGCUGGCUCUUUCCCUUGGCGCCGGCAUGAGGAGCUUGGGUAUGGUACCCGGUAAUCGAGUCCACAUCUUCGCAGCCACAAGCAUGAAUUGGCUCGCAGUAGCUCAUGCUGCAACGACACAAUCUAUUCCGGUAGUAACAUCUUACGCAACAUUGGGCGAGGUUGGCUUGACUACCUCACUUACGCAAACGAGAGCCAAAGCUAUAUUUACUGAUCCAGACCUCAUAUGUAAACUUAUCAACCCCCUCAAAAGUGCACCACACGUACAGUAUGUCAUAUACAACGAUCAAAAUUCGGUCUUGGAAGAAGAUUUAGCCUCACUUAGACAAGCACAUCCUAAUGUGAAGAUUUUAAGCCUCCAAAUGCUGAAACAGCUAGGGAUUUCUACCCCUGUAGAGCCAGUGCCACCAAAUGCAGACGAUCUUGCCUGCAUCAUGUACACGAGUGGCUCAACCGGUCUUCCCAAAGGUGUUAGCCUUACUCACAGAAACGUAGUAGCUGCCAUAUCCGGAAUUAGCAGCGUCUUUCAAAGAUUUCUUUCUACUGACGACUCCAUGCUCGCCUACCUUCCGUUGAGCCACAUAUUCGAAUAUGCAUUUGAAAACUGUUGCUUCUAUUGGGGAAUCCGUAUAGGAUACGGCAACCCACGCACUCUAUCAGCACUUUCGAUGCGAAACUGUGAGGGUGAUAUCAAAACAUUCGCGCCAUCAAUUCUUGUUGGCGUCCCAGCAGUAUGGGAAACUCUUCGUAAAGGUAUUCAAGCCAAGGUUGCUCAAUCAAGCCUAAUGAAGCGAACAAUUUUUCAAAAUGCGUUACGCGCAAAGGAAUUCCUCUGUACUCACAGUCUCCCUGGACCCGAGAUAUUGACUCAUAUUGCUUUCAGCGCCAUUAUAGAAGGUACGGGUGGACGAUUACGCGCCUGUUUCAAUGGAGCUGGCGCGCUUGACGAGAAAACUCGCAAGUUUAUCUCAUAUAAUAUCGCCCCGCUUGUAAGCGGCUAUGGAUUAACCGAAACUUGUGCCAUGGGUACCCUGCAAACGCCAUUGCAAUGGACCCCCAAUACAGUCGGCGCACCCAGUGGAUGCGUUGAGAUAAAACUUCUCUCCCAUCCAGAACUGGGCUAUUUCGCGGAUCGAGAGACAAAAAAUGUCUUCCUAGACGGUUGGUUUCGGACUGGUGAUGUCGGCGAAUGGGACAAAAAUGGGCACCUGAAGAUAAUUGACCGAGUCAAGAAUCUUGUGAAGAUGUUGGGAGGAGAGUACGUUGCUCUAGAAAAACUUGAGUCCGUUUACCGAACCUCGCCCCUCAUUCUUAACGUUUGCAUUCACGCAAUCUCAUCCUUCUCACGCCCGACUGCUAUAAUAUCGCCCUCGCUUCCUGCUCUCACUUCACUACUAGCAGAGCGAAAAAUUGAUAUCCUGUCCAAGGCUGCAACUCCAACAUUAAAUAUACCCACCGUAAGAAAUGUCAUUCUUAAUGACUUGCAAAAAAUAGGACGAAAAUCAGGACUAGCUAGCUUUGAGAUCGUUGAUAAUCUUUUCAUCAUCGACGAGGAAUGGACACCAGAGAGUGGCUUAGUAACACCAGCUAUGAAGCUCAAACGGCGAGAUAUAGUCAAUCGAAUAUUUCCCCAAAAGUAG